Psylliodes chrysocephalus is the source of this 2161-nucleotide messenger RNA. Lineage: Eukaryota; Metazoa; Arthropoda; Insecta; Coleoptera; Chrysomelidae. The record is from the annotation of a GenBank genome assembly.
GCGGCGCCUUCUCGAACUACGUCAUCCGCAGACGACGAUACUCGAAGCAAAUUCAAUAAAAAUUUGUUUUUCCGGCUUAACAUUACAUAUACGACAAUCCCGUGGUAAACAAUUUAAAAUGACUAGUGUCCAACCUGUUAAAAGUGUCGAAAAUGAAUUCAUCAUUCAGCGCGUGGAGGGAUUGCUCCAAUCAUGGAGUCCAUCGGAAUAACAUACGGGAGAGGUGUCCGCAGCAUCAGGAGGCGAAGACCCAGAAGAGAUGAACUCUACGGACACCAACCCCCUUCGCAAUGGGUGCGACGACAUCUGGACAUGGGACAGAAGAAAAAAGAGCCCCGAGGUUAAGCUGCACGGUCCCGGUUUGCGUAUCGCACAUUUUCACCCUAAUUGGAGCAGCGGUACCGCUGGAGUUAGAGGCACUAAGAUACUUAAUAAUGGACGAUACUUUUGGGAACUUCAUUUAUCUAGGCGGAUUUUUGGUACUAGCAUGAUGUUUGGAAUCGGUACAAAAAAUGCUCGUCUCCAUGCAGACUCAUUCACCAACCUAUUAGGCAAAGACAACCAAGGCUGGGGCCUCUCCCACAAAGGUCUCCUUUGGCACAGCGGCAGAUGGACCCAUUACACGAAGCCGUUUCGAGAAAAUGUCCCAACGAAAAUCGGAAUCCUAUUUGACGGUAUAGCCGGCACAGUUACGUAUUACAAAGACGAAAAAUGCCUCGGUAUAGCCUUCCGAGGUCUUAACGAAAUCAAAGAACCACUAUUUCCAGUUAUAUGUUCAACAGCUGCUAAGACUGAGAUGCUUCUAGAUACUAUGAAAAGAGAUUUCGUCAAUCUUCAAGAUAGAUGUCGAGCCGUUAUAGUGAAAAGGAUAAAGAACAAGGAAGAUUUAGAGAAACUAUUUUUGCCUCCCAAAAUUAGGCAGUAUCUAAGCGAAGCUAUACCUGACAUUAUGCAACCUUUUAAGCCUGUCAAUCAGAAUGUAGAUAAUAACGUUGGAUCCGUUUAAAGUAGGUAUAUCUUUAGACACGGUCUAUAGGAUGAAUCCGUGAAUUUUGUAUCUUGUGCCAGUUUUUUAAUAUAAAUUUUUGUUUACUUCAAGGAACUGAAUAACUUUGUAAAUACAAUAAACUUAAUAUAGUGGUUUUAAAAAAAAAAAACUAAAUAUUAAGCGAUAAAGCUUUAAAGUUUUCUGGCAAAUGUUUAGUUAAACUAACAAUAAAUAGCUAAUGACAUACCAAAUGUUUUAUUGAAUAUAAUUUGCGUGCAGAUGAGAAUUCUAUCUAAAUUUAAACAUAAUUUUAUUAUGAGGAUUAUCCUGCAUAAAUUGUUGAUACAACUUAAACAUUUUACAAUUUUUUUCCAUUCAAUUCCGACAAGCUCUAUAUAAAACAGUUUUGUGCUGUUGCACUGAAAUUUCCAUUAUAUUUUUCUUGAAGAAAUAAGUAAAUAUUACAAUUUGUAUUUGUAUUGCACCCAUGCUUGAGUGUGCUUUCGUUGUAGUUUGUAUAGGGUUAUUCAUUAUAAAUUACCCACCAUUGUUUUUUAUUUAACGUCUACCUAUAUCAUAUGUAGGUAUUAUUGCAUAACUAUACAAGAAAAAAGUUUUAAAUAAAUAAUGUUGUGUAGGUAUGAGUGAAUUUUGUUAAAAUGCCACCAGAAGCACAGACAUCCAAAAAUGUAUAUCAAAUAUGUAAUGAUAAAAAUAACAAAGAGUGGGUAAUUUACAAUGAAUAAAUCAUGUACUUGUGAUUUUGUUAAAAGAAUUGUAAAUUCAUAACACAACCAUCGCUGGUGAAAAGUUACCAUCAUGUAAAAUAAUUUGUAAACAAUUAUUAUAAUUAAAUAGGUACCUAAAAUAUCACAAUUUUGAAGUAUUUUAUUUAAAAAAAAUACAAAUUACUUAGAACUGGUUAUUCAUUCUAAACUACUAAAUCAGCGAAAAUAAAAUACUUCAAAUAAAGUUGAAAACUGUAUAUUGAAUGUUUUUUGUAUGUUUAGAAUUACUGAGUGAAACUAAAGCACUAAACAUUGGAUUUUUACAUUUUAAAGCAAAAUACGUAGAAAGAACCCCGCACAAAUCUUAUGGAAAUUGGCUUAGGUCAAAUUUGGAUGUUAUUCGUUUCGGCAUCCUGAGCAAAAGUCUCAAUGGGCACAAGACUCA